AUGCCUCUGAUUCAAGGGCGUGCUGGGAUUAUGAAUAUGAAAGCUGAAUUGGUGAUACCCAUAAUUCAUGUUAUGGAUAGCUUCGUUGGGCCUAUAGCUGAUCUACCCUACACUCUCUCAGCUCUUAUAGAGGGGAGCAUCUCCCUCAACAGAAUACGCGGUUAUAUAUUUAAACCUAAAAUAAAACAAAUAAGAGAUGCAGCACAAACAAAUGCAUAUCGACACAGGCCUGAGGAAGAACCGCUCCUUAGGAGGGCACCAGGAGAAGACGUAGAAGAUAAUCAGCUGCUGCUGCAGCAGCAGCAGCAGCAGCAGCAGCAGCAGCAGCAGGAUUUGAUUGAAGUGGCAAGAAAAAUGCUCGAAGCUGUCAACGACCCACGAGUGAAGGUUCGUUUCCUCUCUGCAUCUUUCUCGUGGUUGUCUGCAUCAGCAGCAGCAGCAGAAGCAUCAGCAGCAGCAGCAGUAGCAGCAGCAGGAGCAGCAGCAUCAAUUCCUUGUGCUUUUCCGUCUCCUACUGUGUCGAUCUAUCCAUCGAUUGAAGCAGAGAGAAUUCAGCUGUCUCUGCAGCAUAUUACUCUCGAUAUAAAAAUAGGAAAAACGGUUCUCCUCACGGGGCCACCAGGAAGCGGCAAAAGCACUCUGCUGCAGGCAGCGCUACAAGCUGAGAGCCUCUGCAUGACGGCGGGUGCAUGCUAUAUCAACAGGGGUUUGGGUCUGGAUGAUCUGCUUAAAAACAGCAGCAGCAGCAGCAGCAGCAGCAGCAGUCAGAAAGAAAAACAGCAGCAGCAGCAGCAGCAGGGUGCUGCUGCACCAGUGGGGUAUGUGCCUCAAGACCCUUGGUUGUGUGGAGGAACGAUCCGAGAGAAUAUUUUGCUGGGUGAGGUUUUUCACGAGUGUACAUACACCGCAGUGGUAGCUGCAUGCGAGCUAAACAAAGAUUUCUGCUGCUGGAGAGAUGGAGAUCUCCGUGUUGUUGAUGAGGGGGGGCUCAGUCUCAGCGGGGGGCAGCGCGUUAGAGUGAAUAUAGCCAGAGCUGUGUAUAGUUGCAAGAUGCAUCAGAUGAAAAUUAAACAACUCAAAGAAAAAGCAAAAGAAUUGCUGAAAAAUAAAACAAAAAACAUGAAAAAUGAUAUAUAUGCUGAGGUGUAUAGGCAGCUCGGUGCCGAUGCCACCGACGCAAACAAAUUCAAACUUGAAACAGAAAAAGAGAAACCGAGAGAAAAAGAAGAAACAGUAGAAAAAGAAGAAACAAUAGAAAAAGAAAAAACAAUAAAAAAAGAAAUACCAGCAGAAAUCCCCCAAGCAAAAGAAGAAAAAGAAGAUGAUGAUCGUUUCGGGUGUAUGUUGUGUUUUGAUGAAUGUUUUAAUAAUUUAGAUAUUACCGUCGCAUUUCAUCUUUUUUGUAAUUUGUUUGGCACUAAUGGACUUCUAUCGGACUCUGCUGUUUUAGUUUCUCUCAAUGAUAGCUCCUUAAUAGGACUCAUAAAACAAUACGCACAUCAACAGCAACAACAGCAACAGCAGCAGCAGCAGCAGCAAGAGCAACAGCAGCAGCAGGAGCAGCAACCGCAGCAAGAAGAACAACAGCAACAGCAGCAGCAGCAGCAGCAACAGCAACAGCAACAGAAGCAGCAGCAACAGCAACAGCAACAGCAGCAGCAGCAGCCGCAGCAGCAGCAGCAGCAGCAGCAGCAUUCAGGUGUAGAAGGUUCAGCUUGUGUUUCGUCUUCUCCUCAAUUUGUUUCUUUUUCUGCUCGCCGCAUGAAAUUUGAAAUAUGUCGGUUGGUGGAUGGGCGAGUGGAGUGGCGAGGAGAUGACGAGGAGUUUAUGGAUUUAAUAAAGAAAACAGAAAAAAUAAAACAAGAAAAACAAAAACAAAAGGAAAAACAAAAAGAAAAAAAACAAAAAGAAAAAGAAAAAGAAAAAGAAGAAGAAGAAGAUAAAGGAACUCUAGGAAGAAUCGAAGAUAUUUUAGCAGCAAGAGAAGAAGAGGAAAACAAAAAAGAAAAAAAACAAACACAACCAGGUGUACGUACACCUGAAUCUCCAUCAUCAUCCUCAUCAGCUUUCUCUGCUAGUAAAGCCGAUGAUAUUUCAUUUAAUUUAUUUAAACCCCCCACCACCCCCAGGACGCUACAUACACCGGAGGAGACAGCCAGCGGGUUGGUGGCGUUCUCUUCUUACUUAUGGUGA
Molecule: messenger RNA, 2193 nt
Organism: Eimeria mitis
Lineage: Eukaryota; Apicomplexa; Conoidasida; Eucoccidiorida; Eimeriidae
Product: ABC transporter, putative
Exons: 3
Coding region: 1-2193 (730 amino acids)
Biological process (GO): transmembrane transport
Cellular component (GO): membrane
Molecular function (GO): ATP hydrolysis activity; ATP binding; ATPase-coupled transmembrane transporter activity
Source: RefSeq, a predicted model, not a curated record